Girardinichthys multiradiatus is the source of this 792-nucleotide messenger RNA. Its product is annotated as mucin-5AC-like. The transcript has 2 exons. Lineage: Eukaryota; Metazoa; Chordata; Actinopteri; Cyprinodontiformes; Goodeidae. The coding region runs from base 101 to 541 and encodes 146 amino acids. The record is from RefSeq and is a predicted model, not a curated record.
AGGUCGGAGGUGUUAUCACCUGUUAUCAGCCUUCCUGCUCUGCACAGGUAUAAAGGUGUGAACUGAGAGGUGGAGACAGUCAUACAGGACCAACCAGAGCAUGAUGAUGAGAUCCGAGAUGCUAGUUCUGUUUGUCAUGUUUCUGAGCUGCACAAGGGGGGAGAACACAACCUACCCUGACCAAAACAGUAAUGUCACAAGGACAAACAUGACUACAAGCAGCAUAGAAAGUCAUGAAACCAGCCAGCUGAGCACAACCAUUUCCUUAGAGUCAACUGACCUCAGCAACAGCGGCAAUGGGAGCUCUGUUAGUCCAACUCCUACCUCCUCCAAGGCCCCUUCCAUCACUGCUUCCUCUCAGACGGAUGUCCUGUCCUCAGCAGUGACUUGGACCUCUGCAGCUGCCACUCAGAACACCUCGGUCAGCAGCGCUCCAUCCCGCACGACCACUGGAGGUUCUGUUUGUCUGUCUGCAAGCUCCAACCUGAUCCUUCUGCUGCUUUCAGCUUCCUGCAUCCUGGUUCAGUGUGCACACAUCUGAAUCCCCCACAAUUCUCUCCUGUAAAUCUGUAAACGAUAAAAACUAGCAGGAGGGGGAGAAGAUUGACUAAGUUUGCACAAAUGUUUGAGAAAUGAUCCGCUUUCAUCAGCAGUGAAGUGCCUCUCUUGCACUGAGCUCUCUUCUAUCUGAAACUGAUGCACAAAUGUAUUAUGAAAUGUAAAACAUUUACUCAUAAAUGAUCAGAAAUUAUGGAAAUUGAUGUUUUUAUGACCAAUAAAAAAUUAACUGGG